Messenger RNA from Knipowitschia caucasica, 3270 nucleotides. The record is from the annotation of a GenBank genome assembly. Lineage: Eukaryota; Metazoa; Chordata; Actinopteri; Gobiiformes; Gobiidae.
AUGUCAAGUGCUGCGCUGUACAAUGAUCAGACAGGAGUGGAGACGGCGGUGGACGCGGGGCAGGAGAGCACCCCGAGCACCUCCAACAACAGCGGAGCAGCCUUUGGACUUUUCAGCGCUGAUUUUAAGAAGAACGAAGACCUUAAAGAGAUGUUGGAGAGCAACAAGGAGUCGCCUAAAUUGGAGGCCAUGAAGAGGAUUGUCGGGCUGAUCGCCAAGGGGAAAAACGCUUCAGAGUUGUUUCCAGCUGUUGUCAAGAAUGUCGCCAGUAAAAAUAUUGAGUUGAAGAAGCUCGUCUAUGUUUACCUUGUACGAUACGCCGAGGAGCAGCAGGAUCUGGCUCUGCUGUCGAUCAGCACCUUCCAGAGAGCCCUUAAGGAUCCAAACCAAUUCAUCCGAGCCAGCGCGUUAAGAGUUUUGUCCAGCAUCCGUGUUCCCAUAAUUGUUCCUAUUAUGAUGUUGGCGAUCAAAGAAGCGGCCAGCGACCUUUCCCCUUACGUCAGGAAAACCUCAGCCCAUGCCAUCCAGAAACUUUUCAGCCUUGACCCGGACCAGAAAGAGCAGCUGAUCGAAGUCAUUGAAAAACUAUUGAAAGACAAAAGCACUCUGGUGGCGGGUAGCGUGGUCAUGGCGUUUGAAGAAGUGUGUCCAGACCGCAUCGAUCUCAUUCAUAAAAACUACAGAAAGCUGUGUAACCUGCUGGUGGACGUGGAGGAGUGGGGGCAGGUGGUCAUCAUCUCCAUGCUGACCAGAUACGCCAGGACACAGUUUACAAGUCCCUGGAAGGGGGACGCUUUGGAUGAAAAUAGCGAGAAGGCCUUUUAUGAGUCCGAUGCAGAAAGAAACCAGGCCGAGACCAACACGUACAUUAUGGACCCCGAUCACAGGCUGCUGCUGAGGAACACCAAACCUUUACUGCAGAGCCGAAACACUGCUGUUGUGAUGUCCGUGGGCCAACUCUACUGGCAUUUGGCCCCGAAACAUGAGGUCAGCUUGGUUACAAAGUCUCUGGUUCGACUUUUGAGGAGUCACAGAGAAGUGCAGUUUAUUGUGCUACAGAACAUCGCAACAAUGUCAAUACAGAGAAAAGGAAUGUUUGAACCGUAUAUGAAAAGUUUCUAUGUGAGGUCCACCGAUCCAACACAUAUUAAAACUCUAAAGCUUGAAAUUUUGACCAACUUAGCCAAUGAGGCCAACAUCUCAACCAUUUUGAGGGAGUUUCAGACCUACGUGAAGAGCCAGGACAAGGCUUUCGCUGCCGCCACAAUCCAGGCCAUUGGCAGAUGUGCCACCAACAUUUCGGAGGUGGCGGACACUUGUCUGAAUGGUCUUGUGCUGCUGCUUUCUAAUAGAGAUGAGACUGUCGUAGCUGAGAGUGUGGUGGUGAUUAAGAAGUUGCUGCAGACUCAGCCGUCUGAGCACAGUGAGAUCAUCAAGCACAUGGCCAAGCUCUUUGACAACAUCACGGUUCCCAUGGCCCGGGCGAGCAUUCUCUGGCUGAUGGGCGAGUACUGUGAGAAGGUACCAAAGAUCGCUCCUGACGUCCUUCGCAAAAUGGCAAAGUCUUUCACCGCGGAAGAAGAUAUCGUCAAGCUGCAAAUAGUGAAUCUUGCAGCUAAACUCUACCUUACAAACUCCAAGCAGACAAAGUUGCUGACCCAGUAUAUACUUAACCUGGGCAAAUACGACCAAAACUACGACAUUAGAGACCGGACGCGCUUCAUCAGACAGCUGAUUGUUCCCAGUGAAAAGAGCAGUGCCUUGAAUAAGUAUGCCCGUCGAAUCCUGCUCGCCGCUAAACCAGCCCCGGUCCUGGAAUCCGCCUUUAAAGAUCGGGAAAGAUUCCAGCUCGGUACUCUGUCCCACAGUCUCAACACUAAAGCCGCUGGAUACCAGGAGCUCAGCGACUGGCCCUCGGUGGCUCCUGACACAGCUGUGAGAAACGUCGAGAUCAUUGAACCAGUGAAUGAGAUCGUACCCAAAGCUGGAAAAUCAAAGCACCUCAAGUCGGAUAAGUUUUACUCCGAUGAGGAAGAGGAGAAAGAAGAACGGUCUGACAGCAGCAGCAGUGAAGACGGCAGCAGCAGCAGCAGCAGCAGCAGUGAAGAAUCUGAGGACGAAAGUCAAGAAGAAAGCAGCAAACAUUCCAGCGCGUCGGAAAACACGUCGAGCGAAAGUGAACAAAACUCCAGCGACUCAGAGUCCGACUCAAAACAGAAGAAGACUAAGAAAACACAGAAGAAGAAGAAAGCAAAGACGGCUGCUGCCCAAAGUGAUUCCGAUGAAAAUGGAAAUGGAGUCGAGGCCAGCAGCUCUUCAAUGGAAAGUUCUUCAGCUUCAGAGACAGAUUCAGACUCGGACACAGAUGAAGACAUGAAACCAGCACAGAAUAACAUUAGAGAGAAAUCCAAGUUACAGGUAAAGCCCAAGAAAGAAGUUUCCUUAUUGGACCUCGAUGACUUCUCACAGACUUCCACAAACGCACCAAAGCCUUCAGUGGUCUCCCACAGCCUCCUGUCGGACCUGGAGGGCCUGUCUCUCUCAAACAUCUCCUCUGCUAUGCAGGUGACGACAUCAACAUUCAGCCAAGUGAAAGACUACGAUCUCCUCCACCACAUGUCGGGGAAGGGUCUGGCAGCGAAGUAUCAUUUCCCACGACAGCCCUGUCUCUACCAGCCUUGCAUGGUGACGGUGCAGCUGGUUCUGUCCAACACCUCGGACCACAGUCUGGAGGAAAUCCACAUCGGAGAACGCAGUCCCGCAAGUCUCAACAUUCACUGCUUCAACACGAUCGAGCGACUGGAGCCUGGGGCCUCGGUGACAGUUUCCAUGGGUAUUGACUUCAGUGACUCUACGCAAGCGGCCAACUUCCAGCUGUGCACAAAGACAGACCAGUUCAACGUGUCCAUCCAGCCCGCCGUGGGGGAGCUCCUGAUGCCCAGUACCAUGACGGAGGAAGAUUUCUGCAAGGAACAAAGCAAACUUCUUGGAAUGAACGAGACAUCAGCAACGAUCACGGUGCCAACUGCAAACAUCUCGAGGCUCGCCAUCAACAAGGAGAUCCUGUCUGUGGCCAAUGUCGGAGCCGUGCCGUCCAAUCAGAGCGACGUGCACAGAUUUGCGGGGAAGGCCGUGAGCAGCGGAUCUCUGGUGCUGGUUUCUCUGUCGCUGCAACAGUCGCCCACAGCGCUCCUCACCGUCAACACCGAGAAGAGCGUCAUGGCGUCCAUGUUGCUGCGAGUUCUCACACAAGCUCUCACCGCCGCAUAG